Molecule: messenger RNA, 267 nt
Organism: Protopolystoma xenopodis
Lineage: Eukaryota; Metazoa; Platyhelminthes; Monogenea; Polystomatidea; Polystomatidae
Source: the annotation of a GenBank genome assembly
AAUGUUCGAAAGUUUCUUUUUCCUGAAAAAAACCCCUUCUUGGAAGAUUCUACUGCCGAACUAGCCUCUGUUGGCUAUCGUUAUCGACUCUUUGAUUUGGGCAAUGAUAUUCGCGUUGUAAUGCGCUGCGAGGUAGAUGCCGUUCUCCCUGAUACUGGGACUAAGAAGAUUCCCCCGCAGUUUGUCUACAUCCGUGCUCUCAAUGAGUUUGACUCCAAGUGUUUCUUUAGUGAACUUGAGUGUCAUCAGAUUUAUCUCAACCAAUAG